UUUUCGAUCUCUCGCUUCAUGUCUCUGCUUCCACUUCAUUCUUCUCUAUCGAUUUUACCUUUCUACUUCCCCCUUUGUAACGAACUUUAACGAAACAGCCCUAAUGAAAGAGUCCUUUAUACGCAACCACACGCUGUACCUGGUGUGCUCGCUAGUCGUUGUGGUCGGCUCGCACCUGCUGACAGUUGUCGACACGGUAACCAACUGGUGGCACGUUCUCAUCUGCAUGCUCCUGUCGCUGCUGCCCAAGGCGCGCGUGGUGUUCCCGGUGCACAAGCCGUCGAGCGACUACCACCCGGCGAUCCUGGUCACGGGCACCAGCUCUGGCAUCGGGCACGACACGGCGAUAGCCCUGGCAUCCAAGGGAUUCACGGUAUUCGCAGGCGUGCGGCGAUGGGAGGACGGUGCACGUGUGGAGAAUGACUUUCUGGACUCGAUCAAGCCGCAGACUAUCUACAAGAACCGGUGGGCAAGGCCGUCGUGGGUUGAACGCCUAUUGGCCAAUAUCCACCGGUCUCUGGGCGCCACUGAGGAACAGCCCGAGCCCGAGGCCAGCAGCGAUGACGAGGCGACGAUAGUGCCGCAGACCGUCACGAGCCGCCGGCUGAGGCGCCGCAAGCAGCGGUCGCAGGCGGUGAACGGCAAGACCGAGCACUUCGAUCCCAACGCGGUUAGUGCGCGGGACCAGUCGGCACCCGAGUAUGAGCAGCUGGUUCGCGAGACCGGAUCGAUCAUCCCCGUGAUUCUCGAUGUGGCCGACAAGAAGUCGAUCGAUGGUGCAUUCGACAAGGUCAGCGAGGAGCUGGAGAAGCGCGGCAUCCCGCUGGUCGGCCUGGUCAACAACGCAGGCGUCACAGCCUCGGGCCCCAUGGACAUAGCAGCGACAAGCUUCAUCGACUACUGCAUGGCUGUGAACUUUGCCGGGCCGGUCGGCGUCGCGCAAAAGUUCAUGCCUCUGCUGCGCGCCAGCAGCGGGCGGAUCGUCAAUGUGUCGAGCAUCAUGGCAUGGCUGAUCGGCCCAGGCUUUGGCGUCUACUGCGCCAGCAAGGCUGCGCUCUCCGCUGCCAGUCGCGCCUGGCAUUUUGAGCUCGCCAAUAGCGGCAUGUCGGUAUCGGUGGUCGAGCCCGGCCUAACGCGCACUGCACUGUGGAAAAAGCUCGAGGCCGAGCUGCAGUUCCACCACUCGCGCCUGAACGGGCUGCCGUUGCGCCGUCGCCGCUCCGCCGAGCAGAUUGACGAUGAGUCGGGCCGCGAGUCACCAGUGGCCAUGCCUGGCGACGAGGCCGUGGCUACGCCGUCGUCAUCGCCGGCUACCCCUGCCAAUGAGCCCGAGAGGUCAGAGAACCAGACGCUGUAUGACCCGAUGAUCCGCCGGAUCCAGACCUCGAAUGAGCUGGCACCGAUCUUUGCUCUGCCGACGCACCAUGCAGUCGGCGCAAUUCUGCACUCGCUGACCAGCAGCUAUCCAAAGUCCACGUACCGGGUCGGCUGGGAUGCGCGCUGGAUGAGUCUGGCCACCUGGCUCGCGAGCGAGGAGGUUGUUGAAUGGGUGUGCCGUGUUAUCGGCAUUGUUUCGGACAACUGAAAUAUUUAGAAAUAGACGUGUGCUUGGCCUGAG
Linderina pennispora is the source of this 1618-nucleotide messenger RNA. RefSeq names its product NAD(P)-binding protein. NCBI's taxonomy places the organism in Eukaryota, Fungi, Kickxellomycota, Kickxellomycetes, Kickxellales, Kickxellaceae. The coding region runs from base 104 to 1585 and encodes 493 amino acids. The record is from RefSeq and is a predicted model, not a curated record. The transcript has a single exon.